UCUGCUAUCCGAGAGAAGCUCCAUAAUUGUUUUGGCAAGAGAGCCUGCUUGUGGCAACUCAAAGUCGCAGAUGCUUUCCUGCAAAAUGACUGUGAUAUUAUCUGCAUCGCAGGGACAGGGAUGGGUAAAACACUUGCCUUCUGGUCACCAUUA
This is a messenger RNA of Suillus fuscotomentosus, 153 nucleotides long. RefSeq lists its product as uncharacterized. NCBI's taxonomy places the organism in Eukaryota, Fungi, Basidiomycota, Agaricomycetes, Boletales, Suillaceae. The record is from RefSeq and is a predicted model, not a curated record. The transcript has a single exon. The annotation marks the transcript as partial.